UAUAUUUUAAAUCACAAAGAUUGCACCACACAUUCUUGACAGCCACCUGUUUCCCUUGGUUGUUUUGCAGGAGUAAAAACUAUGACAAAUAUAAACAGUUGCAUCCUGAACUCAAAGUUUAUCAAGUUCGUACUAAGUUGGGUGGAAUCUUUGAAGCCAUUCCCCCUGAGGAGAAGGCUGAAUAUGGGAUGGUUAUCAAAAAGGAAAAGCCGAAAGAUAACAAGACGUUCCAUUGCAAGUGCAACUCUGAAAGGGUUGUGGCUUUAGGAAGAAUAUUGGGUGCUGAACAAAAGAAGGCACUGAGGAAUAUUGGAUUUGGUGCAAUGUUGGAUUUGAAGAUGGACUGUGUGAAGAGCAAGUUAGCUAGGUGGUUAGUUGAUCAGACUGAUGAUGGCGGGAGGGUACUCACUAUGGGUACCACGAUCAUAGAUUUGAAGUCGUAUCUUUUCGAACAUGUUAUGGGGAUUAGGGAUGGCGGUACCCCUAUUAAAUUGCCUAAGAAGAAUCACUACAACCCUUACUGUGAUUUGAAUUUCAACAUGCAUAAGAAAGCCACUACAAUCGAUGACUUGGAGAAAGUGUUCACUAGGGCUUUGGAUGGGAUCGUGCUCGUGGGUCGACUUUCUUAACCAAAGCAUUCAGAAUUAAAGGUAAGAAAACUGCACCUGGUUGUGUGACUAUGUUGGGACUAAGGGUUCCCUAUACUUGUAUGCAAUAUUGUAUGAUUGUAUUAUGCCAUGUGAACAUGAAAUAAAUGGCCUAAGAGUGUCAGAUUUAAUACUGGCAGACGCAGCUCGUCCACUGGUAGCUGAGGACAGCUUAAUAUUCACUGAGCUUGGUUUAAGCGGACUGGAGUCAGUGGAAUAAACAGAGGGUGCGACCUAAGGGCAUCGACCCUGGUUAUUGUAUGACAUGGUUAUUGAUAUUAAUUUGAUGAAUAUGAUAUACUGAAUAUCUAGAUGUUAGAUUGUGGAUCAACUGAUUAUUUUCACUGAUUAUGUGAAUGCAAUGGAGUGCUGAAUAUAUGGUUAUGCUUAAUGAAUUAUUUGAUUAUUGACAUUGAUCAUGCUAUGAUGUUAUGGUUUUCUUGCUCGGCCUUGGCUCACGGAUGCUACGUGGUGUAGGAAAAGGUAAGGGUAAGCUGAAUCAACCCUGAUUGGAGAGCUCUAGAGGUGGAAUGUACAUAGUCAGUUGCUCGACCGCCACGGUCGAGGGAUGGGCAGGGACAGAAGAACUUUAAAUGUCUAUUUCUCCCUUAGAGUGGCUUGUAGUUGUAUAAAACCCUGAAAUUUUUGUAAAUUAUCCUUUAAACUCUAUUUCUUUUGGGAUCCCAUGUAUGAAGUGUGUAUCUAAAUGAAAUGUAUCUUUUAUGACCAAAA
Humulus lupulus (European hop) is the source of this 1379-nucleotide messenger RNA. RefSeq lists its product as uncharacterized. Lineage: Eukaryota; Viridiplantae; Streptophyta; Magnoliopsida; Rosales; Cannabaceae. The transcript has 3 exons. The record is from RefSeq and is a predicted model, not a curated record. Bases 189 to 629 code for a protein of 146 amino acids.